GGGAGAAGAGGCCUGAGGCCCAGGGUGCACACCAGCCAGCCAUGGCCGCAGCUGAGACGGUCUUACCCUCCAUCAGUACACUCACCACCCUGAGCCAGUUUCUGGACACCCAGGAGGACUUCCUCAAGUGGUGGCGCUCCGACGAGACACAGGAUUUGGGCCCGGGUCCCCCUGAUCUCACGGGGUCAUCCCUUCACGUGAGUCUGAAAUCGCAGACCCCUCCCGGAGAGGACGAGGACGAUGAGAGGGACCUGACCGGUGCCUGGGAUCCGGAUCCUUUCCUUACCAACUUCCCAGGUCCCGAGCCCCGGACCUGUGCUCUGGCGCCCAGCGGGGGCCCGGUGGCACAGUACGCGCCGCCCGAAGCUCUGGGCACCUAUGCAGGUGGCCCAGGGUUGGUGGCCGGGCCUUUGGGCUCCGAGGAGCACGCGGGUUGGGUGCACUCCGCCCCGCGAGCCCCAGCCCCUGAGCCCUUCGUGGCCCCUGCCCUGGCCCCGGGAUCCGCGCUCAAGGCGCAGCCAGCAUUCUCCGAUUCGCGAGCGGGCUCGGCAAGCGGUUUCUUCCCGCGGGCAGGGCUCGCGGUGCCCGCGGCUCCCAGCGCCCCCUAUGGGCUGCUGUCGGGGUACCCCGCGCUCUACCCCGCGCCACAGUACCAAGGGCAUUUUCAGCUCUUUCGCGGGCUCACGGCGCCUUCUGCCGGCCCCGCCGCGCCCCCUUCCUUCCUGAAUUGUCUGGGACCCGGUGCAGUGGGUACAGAACUCGGGACCACCGCGCUCGCAGGAGACACAGGCCUGUCGCCGGCAGCCGCGCCGCCCAAGCGCAGCCGGAGAGCUUUGGCACCAAAGCGGCAAGCGGCACACACCUGCGGGCACGAGGGCUGCGGGAAGAGCUACACCAAGAGCUCGCAUCUGAAGGCGCAUCUGCGCACGCACACAGGAGAAAAGCCUUAUGCCUGCUCCUGGGACGGCUGCGACUGGAGGUUCGCUCGCUCUGACGAGCUGACGCGCCACUACCGGAAGCACACUGGCCAGCGACCCUUCUGCUGUAGACUCUGCCCACGCGCUUUUGCACGCUCUGACCACUUAGCCUUGCACAUGAAGCGUCACCUCUGAACUCCGAUCCCGCGGAGAGACUGGGAAUGAAGUAAGAGUACAUUCAAAUAUCGUCUUCCAAAGGAUGGACCACUAUUGGACUUACAGAGCUACCCAGAUCAAGAACUGACUCGUGGACAAUAUAAAGGGACCGUCAAAAGAAUCUUCUCAUGUCCUCAGGGAGUCACACAGAAACAUUUGAUGACCCCACAGACCCAGCAAGACAGACUACCAAAUAAAGCAACUCAGAUGAACCCUUAGACCGGUGCAGGAGUGACCCUGAGUCUUGGAGGUGGAGU
Molecule: messenger RNA, 1390 nt
Organism: Mesocricetus auratus (golden hamster)
Lineage: Eukaryota; Metazoa; Chordata; Mammalia; Rodentia; Cricetidae
Gene: Klf1
Product: Kruppel like factor 1
Exons: 3
Coding region: 42-1112 (356 amino acids)
Biological process (GO): regulation of transcription by RNA polymerase II
Molecular function (GO): DNA-binding transcription factor activity, RNA polymerase II-specific; RNA polymerase II cis-regulatory region sequence-specific DNA binding
Source: RefSeq, a predicted model, not a curated record